GCUUCUGCUGAGUAGUGGAAAAGCUUCGGGGGCUCACGGGGGAGCUUAGGAUUGGACGCGGCCACCGCACCGUUCCGUGACAUUGGCGAGGGGAGGCGCGGCGCGAGAAGCGAAGCAAAGCGCUUAGCUCCCGGGUUGGAAUUCGGCGGCCGCGCGAUGGACCUGCGCGUCGCUGCCCCCGCCUCCGCGGCCGCGGCCGCGCGCCGGGGCGUGCCGGGCGGCGGAGUCGUGCGCCUCCGUGCGCUCGCCGCCGGCGGGCGCCAGCGCCGACUCUCAGUGCGGGUCUCCGUCGCGACCACCGAGGCCGCCACCGCCGCCGUCGGCGCCUCGGAGGAUGCGGACACGGAGACGAGGAACGCGAGGACGGUGGUGGCGGUCAUCCUCGGCGGCGGCGCCGGGACGAGGCUCUUCCCGCUCACCAAGCGCAGGGCCAAGCCCGCGGUGCCGAUAGGCGGCGCGUACAGGCUGAUCGACGUGCCGAUGAGCAACUGCAUUAACAGCGGGAUUAACAAGGUGUACGUCCUCACCCAGUUCAACUCGGCUUCCCUCAACCGGCACCUCUCCAGGGCCUACAAUUUCAGCAAUGGCGUUGGCUUCGGAGAUGGUUUCGUCGAGGUUCUAGCAGCGACUCAGAGGCCUGGAUUGGAGGGGAAGAGGUGGUUUCAGGGUACCGCUGACGCGGUUCGACAGUUUGAUUGGCUUUUCGAUGAUGCCAAAGCUAAAGACAUAGAGGAUGUGAUUAUUCUUUCUGGGGAUCACCUAUACCGUAUGGACUACAUGGACUUUGUUCAGUCUCAUCGGCAGAGAGAUGCAGGCAUCAGCAUCUGUUGCUUGCCUAUUGAUGACAGCCGGGCAUCUGAUUUUGGUCUAAUGAAGAUAGACGACACAGGAAGAGUUAUAUCAUUUAGUGAAAAACCAAAAGGAGAUGAUUUAAAGGCAAUGCAAGUUGACACCACUGUUCUAGGCUUAUCAAAGGAGGAAGCAGAAGAGAAACCAUACAUAGCUUCAAUGGGGGUGUAUAUAUUUAAGAAAGAGAUACUUCUAAAUCUCUUAAGAUGGCGUUUUCCCACCGCAAAUGAUUUUGGGUCUGAAAUAAUUCCCGCUGCAGCAAAAGAGAUCAAUGUAAAGGCAUAUCUUUUCAAUGAUUACUGGGAAGAUAUUGGAACUAUUAAGUCCUUCUUCGAAGCAAAUCUUGCCCUUGCUGAACAGCCUCCAAGAUUCAGCUUCUAUGAUGCUAGCAAACCAAUGUAUACAUCACGGAGAAACCUACCGCCAUCUAUGAUCAGCAGUAGCAAGAUCACUGAUUCAAUCAUUUCCCACGGAUGUUUCUUGGAUAACUGCAGGGUAGAGCACAGUGUUGUUGGAGUCCGUUCUCGAGUUGGCUCCAACGUGCACCUCAAGGAUACUGUAAUGCUUGGUGCUGAUUUCUAUGAAACCGAUGUGGAAAGAAGCGACCAGCUGGCAGAAGGAAAGGUUCCAAUUGGAAUAGGAGAGAACACGACGAUUCAAAACUGUAUCAUUGACAAGAAUGCGAGGAUAGGGAAGAAUGUGACCAUUGCUAACUCUGAGGGUGUACAGGAAGCAGACAGGACAUCAGAAGGCUUCCACAUCCGAUCUGGCAUCACAGUCGUACUGAAGAACUCGGUAAUCGCAGAUGGAUUAGUCAUAUGAACUGGAGAAAAAGGUUCCCAAUUCAGCAAGAGAAAUCAGGCAUGAGCACGUGCGGCUGGAACAGAAUAAUCGGAGGAGUUUGUUCUACUUUUCCAAUAAGAUGUGUAGCAAUUGUGAGCUGCUCCUUGUGUAUCCAUGACCAUUUUGGCUCACAAAUUUAUGUGUCUCGCCGUGAUGUUGUGAAACAGUAACAUCGUUGUAAAACAUGACACCUAUGCUGGAAAACUUCUACGUUUCAGCAUUUCAAUAUUUUUGCUUGCCGGACAAUGUGCAUUAGAAGCUUUUAUGCUA
Molecule: messenger RNA, 1962 nt
Organism: Brachypodium distachyon (stiff brome)
Lineage: Eukaryota; Viridiplantae; Streptophyta; Magnoliopsida; Poales; Poaceae
Product: glucose-1-phosphate adenylyltransferase large subunit
Exons: 15
Coding region: 157-1671 (504 amino acids)
Biological process (GO): glycogen biosynthetic process
Molecular function (GO): glucose-1-phosphate adenylyltransferase activity
Source: RefSeq, a predicted model, not a curated record